Molecule: messenger RNA, 981 nt
Organism: Panicum virgatum (switchgrass)
Lineage: Eukaryota; Viridiplantae; Streptophyta; Magnoliopsida; Poales; Poaceae
Product: mavicyanin-like
Exons: 2
Coding region: 172-696 (174 amino acids)
Cellular component (GO): plasma membrane
Molecular function (GO): electron transfer activity
Source: RefSeq, a predicted model, not a curated record
CCAAAAUCCUCCACCACUGCACCUCGAGGCACCGCUUCAACCAUCCAUCCCCCCUCCUCCUAUUAAUUAGCUCCUCCUGCUACCGCGGAGCAUGCAACUCUUUAGCUAUCGAGGCAUCGGUGUUCAAUUCGUUCUGAUCGAUCGAAAGAAACUAAAGGCACGACAGCGGCAAUGGCUAAUCUCGUGUCACUCGCACUCCUCCUCGCCCUCCUCGGCGCAUUGUGCCGCAGCGCCGACGCCACGGCCUUCGAGGUCGGCGGCGACGACGGGUGGGUCGUGCCGCCCGCUACCGACGGCGGCAUGUACAACCAGUGGGCGUCCAAGAACCGCUUCCUCGUCGGCGACAGCGUCCAUUUCAAGUACAAGGAGGACUCGGUGCUGGUGGUGACGGAGGACGACUACAACAACUGCCGCGCGACGCACCCCAUCUUCUUCUCCAACAACGACGACACGGAGGUGGAGCUGGACCGCCCGGGUCUCUUCUACUUCAUCAGCGGCGUCACCGGCCACUGCGAGCGCGGGCAGCGGAUGACCGUCAGGGUCCUCGGCCAGGGCGCGCCCCCGCCGUCGCCCCUGGCUCCCCCGGCCCCUCCUAGCCCGCCAAGCCCCAACGCCGCCGCGCCGGGCACCAGCGCGCUCGCCGGCGUCGUCGCCGCCGCGGCGAUGGCGCUGCCGGUCAUCAUGCUUACUGUCUGAAUUUUCACAGCUGGCUGCGGAUGGACGGUUUUCGUGCAUCCCUCGUUCGUUCGUGAUUGCUAGUACCGGCUCCCAGGUCGCGUCCCGUUUUUCAUUAUGAUCUUUCCUAGAUGAAAUUAGUACGUUUUGUGAUCGUGUCAUGGUGUGGAGCAUUUUAUUUGGGAAGUGGCUCUGCCUCUCCUCGGGAUCUUUUUGUUCAACUGUAUCAAUUUUUUGAGUACAUACAGUACAUUGAAGAAAUGAACACAAUAUCUCGGUGCACCCUGCAGCCGAUUUGCGUUUCAA